GCAGCAGCAGCAGCAGCAGCAGCAAACUCUCUCCUCUCUUUUUCUCUUCUUUCUGGAGUUGUUUCCUGUUCAGAGGACAAAAGCCAAGGAAGUAGGAGAGAAGUGAUCCAGGGCUGAAAGCUUCCAUCAAAAACAGAAACAAAACGCAGACCUGGCUGCCCCCAUGCCUAUCGAAUUUGUUUGCAAAAUCAAAUUUGCAGAGGAGGAUGAGAAGCAGAAAAGCAAGCAGGAUGGGGACAAGGAGAGCCUGAUCGAGGAGAGCUGCACACCUCCGGCCAAGGACUUGGCUGGAUUCGCUAACUCCUGCUCCCUUCAUGGGAUUAACCACAUCUUUGUUUCUGGUCGCCUGGGCAUCCGGCAGACUCUGUGGGCUCUUGCCUUUUUGACUUCACUGGCACUGUUUCUUUACCAUGCAGCUAAGUGUGCCAUCUCUUACCUGGAGCACCCGCAUGUCACAGCUCUGAAUGAAGAGGCAACCCCGGAGAUGGUUUUCCCGGCUGUUACCAUCUGCAACAUCAACCGCUUUCGCUUCUCUGCUCUUACCGACGCUGACAUCUACCACCUGGCUAACUUAACAGGCCUGCCCCCCAAAAACAGGGAGGGGCACAAGCCUACUGAUCUAAUGUAUCCUGCCCCUGACAUGCAGGACAUCUUCAACAGGACAGGACAUCAAUUAGAAGAGAUGCUUAUGAGCUGCAAUUUCAGUGGACAGAACUGCUCAGUCGGGGACUUCUCUGUGGUUUACACCAGAUAUGGGAAAUGCUACACUUUUAAUGGCAACAAGACCACAUCGAGGAAAACAAAGCAGGGGGGAAUGGGAAACGGGCUGGAGAUCAUGUUGGAUAUCCAGCAGGAUGAGUAUCUGCCCAUCUGGAGAGAGACAAAUGAGACGUCCCUGGAGGCCGGCAUCCGAGUUCAGAUCCACAGUCAGGACGAGCCUCCCUACAUCCACCAGCUGGGCUUUGGUGUCUCUCCGGGCUUCCAGACCUUUGUUUCAUGUCAGGAGCAGAGGCUGACCUACCUGCCCCAGCCCUGGGGAAACUGCCGCUCCACCAGCAAAGAGAAGUUCCCAGGAUAUGAUACAUACAGCAUCAGUGCCUGUCGCUUGCUCUGUGAGACCAACGAGGUCCUGCGAGUGUGCAGCUGCAGGAUGGUGCACAUGCCUGGAGCUGCAGAUAUCUGCCCGCCCAGUAAAAUCAACUGUGUUGACAAAGCACUUGCACAGCUACAGAAGAACAGUGGGGACACCUGUCCAUGUGAGACACCCUGUAAUCUCACCCGCUAUGGUAAAGAGCUCUCAAUGGUCAAAAUCCCCAGCAAGGGCUCUGCUCGCUAUCUCUCCAGGAAAUAUGACAAGACAGAGGACUACAUCAGAGACAACUUUUUGGUCCUAGAUAUCUUCUUUGAAGCGCUGAACUAUGAAACAAUUGAGCAAAAGAAAGCCUACGACGUUGCAGGUUUAUUAGGUGACAUUGGCGGACAGAUGGGCUUAUUCAUUGGAGCCAGCAUCCUGACAGUCUUAGAAAUACUGGAUUAUAUCUAUGAGAUGAUCAAGCAUCGGCUACAGCGUCUGCUGAGGCCGCAGAAAGAGGAGAGCAAGGCCAAGCAGCAGACCAGCACUGUUGCAACCGUGGGCCUAGAGGAAAUGAAAGCAAAGGAGCCCAAUGACAUGACACGGAGUCACCCAGAGGGGGCAUACGCCAACACAAUUCUCCCCAACCACCACCACCCUCACCCUCCCCACCAUCACACCGGACACCAUGGGGUGUUUGAGGAUUUUGCUUGCUAGAGCCAACCAUCGUUUCCAGUCCUGGUGACAGCAAAACAUAUGAGCUGUCUGUGUUGAGAAUAAUAACAGGUCCUUGGCAUUUCCGUCGGUUGUUUGGUGUCACCAGUGAAAAGCUACAGCCAAAGUCAAACACCAAACCUGUGCUACUAACAAACCACUUGUACGUACGGUAUGUAGGCACAAACUGGACAGCUUUCUUUCUUUCUCUCUCUCUCUCUCUCUCUCUCUCUCUCUCUCUCUCUCUCUCUCUGCCUGGAUGGGCCACCUCUCCACUUUGUGCUGCUUCACGUGGGAAGUCAGGCACUUUAUGAUUUCAGGACCAUUUUCAUUAUAUAAUCACUUCAAGGGAACAAGUGGAGGACUGCAUGUCACCUUGAUUCAGUUUAUACUCCAAAAAAAGGAAAAAAUGUGAUUUAUUUAUUUGGCUAGCAUCUCUGAUUUUCUUCUUUUUAUGUCGCUCCAUUUACCUCUCCUCAAACUGUUCCUCUUUUUUCAUGGAAAACACACUGUGCCACAUCAAGCCAUUAUACAAUAUAAAUUAUGUAAUUAUUUAAAAGAUGAUCAAUAUAUGUUCUAUAUUGUAUACAAAAUGAGAAAACUUCAGUAAGUAAAUCUUAUUCAUGUUACAUCCAUCCAUCCAAAAUAUGAGGGGAAUUAUUUAGGCUGAAAUGUAUGACCUUGGCUUAGAAGACCUAGCAGCAUCUUUCCACGAGACACUGUGUAGUGGUUAAGGUGUUAGAGCGUAGCAUUGUACUUGUAGAUAAAGUCCAACUUUAAAAUGAGAAAGUUCUAAAAGUUCUGUUUUAAUGGUUGUUGUUUAUAUUCAGUUAAUAUAUAACUUAAUGAUAAUAUAAUAAUUCGAGUUAUUUCUACAUUUUAGAGAAGAUUUUUAUAUGGCAAUAGCGAUCACGAUUAUAGCAAUUACUGUACACUUAAAAUCUGCAGAUAUGUUAGACUGCCACGCAUCAGUAUGAGAGUGGACUGUAAGGAUCACACAUAUUGUCUAUUUCUUUUUAAAUGUCCUGCUUUUUACCAAACUGUUUUGUUGUUAUCUUAACAUUUUCCAAGACAAUACAAACAUUGUCUUCAGUUAUGACAAGGUUGUACUUAAAUUUUUCUUCCUAUCCACCGUUCACUCUUUACUUCUGUUAGCAUCUUAACUUUCAGCUGACAUAAGCAAUAAGAGACAGAAUUUAAUUUUUGGCCAAGUCAUCUCAUUCAGCUGUGGGUCAGAACCACUGUAGAGGUGUAUUUCCAGUGUGGCAUCAGUGUGUGUGUGUGUAUGUGUUUGCAUUGUCACUUUAAUAUUUUGCACACAUGACUGAGCACAUUAGACUGAUGGGCUCUGCUGAGCUGAUCCAUAGAAAAGGUGUUUUUGGAAUCAAAAUAGUUAACAAGAAAGUGAAGAGAGUUUUAUGACAGUAUUAUGGUUUUUAUCCAAUAAAUCCGGUUCCAGAGCUGCAGAGAAGAGCGACGUGAACAAACAGUGACAUGGAGGCUGAAAUUUCUUACUGGUUUACUUAAAUUUGAAAGAUCGCCACAGAUUAUAAGAGCACAAGUGAGCAAAGUGGCAUUGAAAAUGGAGACCAUUGAUUCAUUCAUAAUAUUAUUUAUCAUUAGCAUGGAAGAACUUUGUCUGUUGUGUGAACAUAACCUGUUUCAGUAACACCAGGCUUCCCAUAACCAGAUAUUUUAUGAACCUGUUGGUUCAACAGCCUCAUUUUUACUGGAAAAGGGUUAUAUAAUUUGCUCUGAGACAAACAGCAGUGGAAGAAGUAGAGCAUAAAUUGAUUGUAUUUCACAUUUAUGCCUGCUCCAGGGAACAGCUGGGACCAGUACUAGCCAGAUGGCGGCCAAAAUGGCUUUGAACCACUUCAUAGUUUUGCCAAAAUGUAUUUCCAGGAACUUUUCCCCAAAACAGGCAAACUAUGGACACCAAAGUAGAACUUUUGAUGAUGGCUAAAUGUUUCACUGAUUUUGUGCAGUAGAAAUGGCUAUACAGUAGGCGAUUAUCCUUAUUUAUCCUCAUCCUUAUUAAGUAUCAGUUGGCUAGUACUGAAGACUAGCUGGACAAAUUAGUAACUAAGCAUAACUUGAAAUUAAUAUUUACAUAACUAUCAAGAGUAAACUGGGCUUUGUAGAAUUUUUUUUUUCUUAUCCUUUUGCCUUCAUCAUUAUGCUUCAAUCUAAAGUUGUUUACGAUACAAUCAGACUUGUCUUUUGCAAAUAUUUGUUUGGCUCAUUGUUCCUUUUCAUUGAGAGCCCUGAGAAGGUAUUCAGAAUGAUGAUAACUGCUCACCUGUAUAAUGUUGCUUCAUAAGUGUGUAUAAUUUCUGUUGUACAAUCAUCCACUUUUUAUAUUGGACUUUGUUAAGAUACAGUAAGUGCAGCAUAACAGCUAACUCAACCUGAUUCAUGUGCAGAAUCACAAGAUAGAUUUUUAUACAAAGUGUGAACAAAAGCUGUUGGACUAAUUCUAGAGUUAUUGCACAAACGCGUGGCAGACAAUGCACUCAAUGUUUGUCUGGGAAAUUUAUGAAGUACUUCACAUUACAGGAUAUCAUGUUUACGCAUGGCAACAUAAUGUGCCUGUUAAUUUGAUUAGUGCAUCCUGUUGCCGCAAUAUUGCUGUACAUCAUUUUUGCUCACAGUGAGAUUCCACAGUGCUCCAUCUGUCAAAUCCCCUCCUCCUGUCAAGUAAUCAUGAGCUAUACAUGGCUGUUUAAUAUUCAUAAUCAUGUGUCACUCUGACAUUUUCAAAAGGUUCCCAAUCACAGUCUCUGAUGGCAUCCUGUGCAGGCUAUGCAUAACAAUCUUCUCCUCUGUCAUCAAUAAUUGUAGCUAUCCUCAGACAAGUCACACAGGGGCUGGUGUGCUGAGAUGAAUACAAGGCUGAAUUAUCAGGGUAGAGUUUUGUUUCAGUGGUAAAGCCUGGAUCUGUGCAGAGACGUUCAUUACCCUUGAAAUGCUCUGUUUACCUGCACUAAAAUGCAAGAUGGUUAAUUCUGUAUCCCAAAGCAUUGAAGAACAGAUUAAAAAGAGUUGACUUUACAACAACAGUCUAUGUGAGGUGCCACAGGACUGAGCAGUGGGCGGCAGAUCCACAGCAGAUGGGACAACUUCCCUGCUUGACAACAUGUAGCUCACAUUCUUGAGAUUCUUUGACCCUCUAUUCUGAGCUCCCUUCUUGCAGAGCUCUGUGGGUCUAUACCUUUUUAUAGCACCAUGACAUUCAGCCUGUGUGUGCUUAUUACAUUAUACAUGAAAAUCAAUUUAAUCCAAUAGCCACCGAUGUUGUUUCAAAUAUCCACUGUUUUAUCUCUUUUUUCCCAGUAGAUUUUUUUUUUAGCUAAGGCCGGAAAGGUCAUCAGAGAAGAGAAAAAUUGCAGACAAGCACUGUCAGGAAUUGAUGUGAAGAAAUUUCAUCCCAUAUCUCACAGACAUGGACAUGGACAUGGACCAUCACUGCAGCAACAAGGGAUGCUUACAUUUUGUACAGAAGUGUGAUCUUGUGAUUAUUUCCUCUGUUAGGACACAUUUUAUAAAUGUUAAAUAUGGUCAAUACCAUGACUAUUAAAGUUUAGAUAAAAUUAAGUGCCUCCUAAAUCCAGACCCCAGUUCACUUUGUAACUCUGUUGUCUUUUUUUUCUUUAAAGUCAAAAUGUAUUUGUUU
This is a messenger RNA of Monopterus albus (swamp eel), 5462 nucleotides long. RefSeq names its product acid-sensing (proton-gated) ion channel family member 4a (gene asic4a). Gene Ontology annotation, cellular component: plasma membrane. Lineage: Eukaryota; Metazoa; Chordata; Actinopteri; Synbranchiformes; Synbranchidae. The record is from RefSeq and is a predicted model, not a curated record. The transcript has 10 exons. Gene Ontology annotation, molecular function: ligand-gated sodium channel activity. Gene Ontology annotation, biological process: sodium ion transmembrane transport. Bases 164 to 1789 code for a protein of 541 amino acids.